UGUGGUUUAUUAGUUUUGAUGUCUUGGGUCAUCAUUUUCUGGUUCUCUCUGCUUCAUACUUUACUGAUGAUGCGGCUGACUUUCUGUAAAGAGACAGAAAUUUCUAAUUUCUUCUGUGAUCUGGCUCAGAUUCUGAAGGUAGCCUGCUCAGAUACCCUCCUCAAUAACAUCUUCGUGUUUGUGGCCACUGGUCUGCUGGGUGUGUUUCCCAUCACUGGAAUCCUCUACUCUUAUUCUCAGAUUGUCUCCUCCUUAAUGAGAAUGUCUUCUGCUCGGAGCAAGUAUAAAGCAUUUUCUACUUGUGGGUCUCACCUCUCUGUUGUAUCCCUGUUCUACGGGUCAUGUCUUGGGGUAUACUUCAGUUCUUCCCAAAGAAACUUAAUAGCCACGCUGAUGUACACCUUGGUCACACCCAUGCUGAAUCCCUUCAUCUACAGUCUAAGAAACAAAGAUAUGAAGGGGACUCUAGGAAGGCUUCUCAGUAGAGCAGCUUCUUUUGGGUACUAG
Messenger RNA from Chrysochloris asiatica (Cape golden mole), 507 nucleotides. RefSeq names its product olfactory receptor 7D4-like. Gene Ontology annotation, cellular component: membrane. NCBI's taxonomy places the organism in Eukaryota, Metazoa, Chordata, Mammalia, Afrosoricida, Chrysochloridae. Gene Ontology annotation, molecular function: olfactory receptor activity. Gene Ontology annotation, biological process: G protein-coupled receptor signaling pathway. The annotation marks the transcript as partial. The record is from RefSeq and is a predicted model, not a curated record. The transcript has a single exon.